UCUUUAUACAGCAGAGACGGCGUGUCUGAGACGCAGAAACUCAGAGACAGUGAGACAGAGACACAGAGAAACUCAGAGACAGUGUCAUCAUGCCUGGAGUCCUGCUCGGAGACGUCUUUCCUAACUUUGAAGCGGACACGACAAUUGGCAAGAUCAAAUUUCACGAAUUCUUGGGAGACUCAUGGGGAAUCCUGUUCUCUCACCCACGUGACUUCACCCCUGUGUGCACCACCGAGUUAGCGUGCGCUGCUAGGCUCAGCGAUGAGUUUAAGAAGCGAGGUGUGAAGAUGAUUGCUCUGUCUAUAGACAGUGUGGCGGAUCACUGUGCCUGGAGUAAGGAUGUGGUGUCUCUUCACUCGGAAACAGCAAGCAGUCCUCUACCAUUUCCUAUCAUAGCAGACAAUAAGAGGGAGCUCUCGGUUCUUCUGGGAAUGCUGGACCCUGAUGAGAGGGACAAAGAUGGCAUGCCCCUCACCGCCCGCUGUGUGUUCGUUGUUGGGCCUGAUAAGAGGCUAAAGCUGUCCAUACUUUAUCCUGCCACCACAGGGCGCAAUUUCACCGAAAUCCUUCGAGCCAUCGACUCCCUGCAGCUGACUGCAAACAAAAAGGUGGCUACACCAGUGGACUGGAAGCUUGGCGAAGAAGUGAUGGUCAUCCCGUCUCUAUCAGACGAAGAGGCCAAGAAGCUUUUUCCUGCUGGAUUCACAACCAAAGAACUGCCUUCUGGGAAGAAGUACCUUCGUUAUACCCCACAGCCAUAAACAAACAGCAGCAGGCAUUUCAUAAUUUCAGAAAAUAGUAGGCAAAGCACUUAUUUUUCAAACUUUCCACUACAAUAUGUGGAUGAAUUUUUUUUUUUUUUUUUCUUCUUGCCUAAUUUAGUCAGCUAAACAUUAUUGCAUUGUAUAGCUCACUAUCUAUCUGGCACGCAUCAAAGAAAAUGUGGCGAUAAUUUAAAGAGACAAUGUGAAUUGUACCUCAAUCUAAAAUAUAGUGCCUUACAAUAAAGAAUACUUUUGGCAAAAA
This is a messenger RNA of Silurus meridionalis, 1026 nucleotides long. It is a transcript of the gene prdx6, whose product is annotated as peroxiredoxin 6. Gene Ontology annotation, biological process: cell redox homeostasis; cellular oxidant detoxification. The coding region runs from base 90 to 761 and encodes 223 amino acids. Lineage: Eukaryota; Metazoa; Chordata; Actinopteri; Siluriformes; Siluridae. Gene Ontology annotation, molecular function: peroxiredoxin activity. Gene Ontology annotation, cellular component: cytosol; mitochondrion. The transcript is spliced from 5 exons. The record is from RefSeq and is a predicted model, not a curated record.